CUCUCAGUUCUCUGCCAUUUGGCCCAUCUCAUAGCUCGGUUCAAGCUCUGCUUCGUCCUAUCGAGUGACGUCUAUUGCUCCGCUUUAUACUACAUCAAGUGCCUGCAAAUCACCCCUUAUCCGAAUAUGGCUACCGGUUCACCCUCGUCCAAGGCAUCGCUCGCGGCCAACCCAACGCCCAAUAUCGCAGCAGCAGAUGCAGUCCUGCACAUCGAAGGUAUCGCGCUAAUCGACGCCCCAUUACGAGAUGUCUGGGAUACUCUGCUGGAUACCUCAACCUGGCCAUCGUGGAACAAAUUCGCGCCCGCAGUCACUAUCCGCCAGCAGCCCGAUUCCGAUGCCAUGCAGGUUGUCUCCCCCGUCCUCCAAGAGGGGACGAAGUUGACUUUUCACGUGAAUAUGAACCCGGCCUCUUCCCAGCCACAGCCAAGACAGGAUGUGCCGUUGAUCGUGACCGAAUGGCAUCCUCCCACCUCCGACAAGAAACUCGGUCGGAUUGUGUGGGUCAUGGAUGCGACAGUUCAGGGGCGCAUCAUGGCCUCACUUCUAAAUGCAGAAAGGGUUCAUGAGCUUUCCGAGGUCGAGAUUCAGGACGCAGACGGACAGAUGAGGCGGAUGACUGAAGUGCGCACCUGGGAGGCACAGAUAGGAACCCUGGCAUAUGUGGUUCGCUGGAUGUACAAAGCGCGGCUAGCGGAAUGCUUUGACCUGUGGGUGCAGAACCUGAAAGAGUACGUCGAACUAGGUAGGCUCGUACCGCACCUGGAAUCGUACAUAUUUAACAUCCGAGCUUAAUUGAUCUCCUUGCUCGUCGAACGGUUGGGCAGGUACUGUUGCAUGCUUUAGCGUAAGCAGUAAUGGCCAUUGUCGCAGAGUCGAUGCUGGCUGUGGCGAUUCGCAGGGACCACGAAUAUCCGAGACCAGCCUUACAGGCUUACAGCCACAACUAG
Molecule: messenger RNA, 950 nt
Organism: Aspergillus sclerotioniger CBS 115572
Lineage: Eukaryota; Fungi; Ascomycota; Eurotiomycetes; Eurotiales; Aspergillaceae
Product: SRPBCC domain-containing protein
Exons: 1
Coding region: 127-795 (222 amino acids)
Source: RefSeq, a predicted model, not a curated record